Molecule: messenger RNA, 1193 nt
Organism: Gigantopelta aegis
Lineage: Eukaryota; Metazoa; Mollusca; Gastropoda; Neomphalida; Peltospiridae
Product: arpin-like
Exons: 6
Coding region: 63-737 (224 amino acids)
Biological process (GO): negative regulation of actin nucleation
Source: RefSeq, a predicted model, not a curated record
UUGUAUUCAAAGGGAGACUAUUUGACAAAAACAAGGAAGUGAAUGUAGAUAAUUAUAAAAACAUGAGUCGUAUUUACAGUAAUGAAAUAUUGACAAAUCUUCCCGUAAAUAACAUUAAGUGGCCAUCAAGCUGGGACAGUUUACUGGUCUGCAAGAAACAGGGAAAUGGUGUAAUACUUGAAGCUGUAGUCAAAGGAAAGUCAAGGUUUGCAAUCACAGACAACUUAAAUGUGAAGGUUCGUUACUAUGUAUUUCAUGUGAAAGUCACACAAGCUCAUCGAAGGAAGUUUGAAGCAUCUGGGAAAGAAAUUGAACCUAAUUUUUCUGAGACAACCAAAGUGUCCAAAGGCUAUUUGAAUUCUUCCUACAAAGUUGAAGCCAAAGGUGAAACAGAUAGACUGUCACCCCAAGAAUUGUCUCCCUUAGUGAAGAAAGCCGAGCUGGACAAAUUAUGUGGAAAAGAUUGUCCGGCUGACUGUCUCUCAUUCUGGCUGCUGGAAUCACAGCUUGAUAAGUUGGAACUGGAAACUGAUGACUGUGUUAGGAUUAAAACAGAAGGAAACAGUCCUUUUGUUUUCAGUAUUGGUAAGAUUGAGAAGCAGUCUGCGACUGUGUUGAACUAUGCGGGUGGGGAUGAGGUGGGCUCCUCAUGGACAGACAAGAUCAUGAAUAUCAAGACAAAUAUUCCUCAAACACCUGAGGACAAGGAGGUGGAGGAUGAUGAAUGGGAUGAUUAAAUCUAGCUUUCAAGUGCAUCAUGAAUUUAUAUCAUACGGGCGUAGGAAGGUGCCAAAAAAUCAGGAGGCUCACACACACACACACACACACACACACACACACACACACACACACACACACACACACACACGUAUAAACAUAUAAAAACCAUCGCUGCUGCUAUAAAGUGGGGGGGGGGGGACAUGGCCCCACCCGCUUCCUACCCCAGUGUAUCAUAUUCAUCACUUGAUGUUCAACAGUUGUCUAUCCAGUUGACAAAACCAGCAGCUUUAUUCAACAAACAUCUGUGAUACCACAAGCCAGAUUCCAGGCCCCAUGCUUAUGAAGCUAUUCGAGUCUCGAACCUUUUAAAGUUACACACUGCUAUUCACACAAACUUUGAAUAAGAACAAAUUGAAAAGCUUUGAAUUAAAACAGCCUGCAUACCUUUUGCAUUAAAAUGCUGAUAUCUAAAA